Seriola aureovittata is the source of this 4296-nucleotide messenger RNA. RefSeq names its product von Willebrand factor A domain-containing protein 7-like. The record is from RefSeq and is a predicted model, not a curated record. The transcript has 16 exons. NCBI's taxonomy places the organism in Eukaryota, Metazoa, Chordata, Actinopteri, Carangiformes, Carangidae. The coding region runs from base 55 to 2886 and encodes 943 amino acids.
GGUUAUGAUGACAGACAGUAGUGUACAGGACCGAAUCAAGACCUCAGGUUCAGGAUGCCUUCAGAGUUGUCUGUGUUGUGUCUCCUGCUCCUGCACACUGGAGCUCAUGGGUUUGGGAUAUUGCCAGGAAAGGCUCUGGAUCACCUGGAAAUCACCGAGAACGCAAUUUUAAAUUCCACUGUGCAAGUGUGCCGUGCUCUGGCUCAUGCUGAAGGGACAGACUUCACAUUUCCUCCACAGCCGUUCACUGCAGAGGCCGUUGCUUUUGCCUGCAAUGCACCAAAAUCAUCCAAGAGUUUCCGCCAAGCCAUUAUAUCCAUCAUAUUCCAGAAUGUAAGGGUGGACCUCCGUCACGCCUUUAAUGCAAGCUUCCACUUUGAUGAAGAAAUGUUUGUUCAAGGAAGGAGAAUCAUCACAGAGGGGCUACAAGCUGUCAAAGCCAGCAACAAGCAAGAAAACUUUGAGGCAGCGAGGGAGAAACUGGGAGAGAUUUUACAUCCUUUACAGGAUUUCUACAGUCACAGUAACUGGGUGGAACUGGGGAACAAACUCCCAAACCCCAAUCUGAUCAGAUCAGAUACCAGCAUUGGUAACAUAGCAGAUGUAAGCAGGGCGACAUGUCGCAGCUGUGAUGGAGAUGACUGCAGGAACAACAUUCUGGAGGAUAUCAUAGAGCAGAGGGUGCUCACCUCCGGGUAUUUCAGUGUUGUGCCUUUAGUCUCAACCAAACCCAGAGGAAAGUGCAGCCACGGAGGAGCAAUUGAUCAAACAAGUAAGAUUGAGCCUACAGGUGGAAUCAACAAAGACACUUUUGAUUCCAAUCAUGGACAUCUCCACACUGAAGCAGCAAGAGUGGCAAUAGCUGCAACCAGUGAGCUACUGGAGGACGUUCGAGGGGCUGCUGGUGACAGACCAUUCCUCCAGAUGAUGGGUAUCACCAAAGGAUCCAGUAAAACUCUUUGUUUUGUGAUUGACACCACAAAAAGCAUGAGUGAUGACAUUGAGGCAGUGAGGACCGUCACUUCCUCUAUCAUCAACAGUGAAGUGGGAACAGAUAAUGAGCCCUCACUUUACAUUCUUGUACCGUUCAAUGAUCCAGAAUUCGGGCCACUGAUAAAGACUACAGACUCCAGAGUCUUCAUGAAUGCUAUUAAUUCACUGUCAGCAACUGGUGGAGAAGAUGAGGAGGAACUGAGUCUGUCUGGGCUUCAGCUGGCUUUAUCUGGUGGUUCUUCAAAUUCUGAGAUCUUCCUCUUCACUGAUGCGCCUGCUAAAGACAGACACCUGAGAAGCACAGUGAUCGCACUCAUAGAGCGGACCCAAACAGUGGUGAACUUCAUGAUUACUGACUCAACAGUGACCAAUCGUCGGAGACGGAGUGGUAACAUCCAGCAACAACACAGAGAGAUAUCAGCAUCAGAUGCUCAGCUGUACAGAGACCUGGCUCAGGCGUCUGGAGGUCAGGCUAUUGAAGUCACAAAGAGUGAGCUCCCUGUGGCCACCAGCAUCAUAACCGAGUCCUCCAGCGCCGAUAUGGUGACGCUUCUGCAAGCAGCCAGGAGCCCAGGAAAGGCAGAUAAUUUCUCUUUUAUAGUAGAUGAAACGGUAACAAAACUCACAGUUUACAUCACUGGGCGCUCCAUCAGUUUCACUCUCAUCAGCCCCACAGGUGAAUCUCAGCAAAGCAGCGACGCAACAGGAUCAUUGAUCACUGCGUCCCAGUCAGUGGGAAACUUCAAGACUCUGCAACUAAAAAAUCAAGUUGGACAAUGGGAAAUGAGAAUGAUGUCAACUAACCCCUACACUCUGAAGGUCAUGGGUCAGAGUCCUAUUGACUUCCUGUUUGACUUCCUGGAGGCAGCGCAGGGCCUGAUCACAGGAUUCGAUGUCCUCGACACACGUCCCAAAGCUGGUGUCAACGGUAGCUUGUUGGUGUCUGUAACGGGGAGUGACUCUGCCACGCUGACUGAAGUUGCUCUGAUUGAAUCGGCGGGGUCAGGGGAGAUUAAAGGAGUUGUGCUGCCACAGGGGAGUGGAAACUUCUUGGUUCAGUUUGAGCGGAUACCAUCAGUGGCGUUUGUGGUGCGGGUGAAGGGGCAGAAUGUCAGCAGUACCCCCAGAGCAUCGGUAGUCUUCCAAAGGCAGUCGCCUAUCAACUUCAGAGCCUCCAAUGUGACUAUCACCGCCGAUUCAAAUAGCAUCUUAGUACCAGGAACACCAUUCUCUGUGCCCUUCUCUGUGAUGACCAGUGGAACGGGGGCAAAUUUCACCAUCCGAGCCACCAACAGUCAACGUUUUGACUCAACCUCUCCGACCAGUUUAUUCCUGGAAAGUGGAAACAGUACUAAUGGUACAGUGACCCUCUCAGCACCUCUUAACACCCCAUCCGGUACGGAUGUCACCCUGACCAUUGAGGCUGAGGCUCCAGGCGGCGCAGACACCAACUAUAUCGUGCUGCGUUUCUCUGUUGUUAACACGGUGACUGAUUUCACUCAUCCAGUGUGUGAGCUGCUCAGCCUGCGGUCCAACUGCUCUGAAAACUGCAGCUUAUCGACAUGGGCGCUCUCUGCCCGGGUGAGUGAUGGGGCAGAGGGGACGGGUGUCGACCGUGUCAGCCUCAAGCAAGGCAACGGGACCAUGAACACCAAUCUGGCCGCUGACAACGAGAACGUAACACUGGUGUCCUACAGUGCAUCUUGCUGUUCGCCUGAUAUGGAGCUGCAGGUUGUGGAUCGGGUGGGUAAUGUAGGCUCCUGUUUCUACACACUGCGGGAAAAUCCACCAGCUGCUAUUUCUUUAUCCACCAAAGUCACUCAAUCGCUCUUUCUCUGCCUUAGCGUGAUGGUACUAGGUCUCCAUAUGCUGACUGAGGGGGGCGUUCAGUAAAUCCAGUCUCACUGCUGUUAUCAACACAGUUUGCACUUGUUUUCAAGAAAGUUUUUUUGUAAAGCUUCAGGCUCAGGUUCAGGUUGGAUUAUUUUCAAGUCUAGCCAAAUUUAAGAAGAAAUAUUGAAUUCUGCCACUCUCUUUCUCUUCCUGACUCUGCUGAUUGUCUUUGUGAAUGCACUGAAAUUACGCAUGUUUGUUGCAUUACCCUGGUGAGGUAGCAGUCAGUGAAAUAAAGCAAGAACUUGCCAAAGGGGAACUUCUUAAAAAUCCGCAUUGAUUCGCGGAAGGCCAUUGUACUGUGGAAACAUGAUGACCUUGUGACAGAAACCUCCAACUUCCCUACACAACUCCCACUCUUAAAGAGCAUUGUAUUUGAGCCCGAGCAAAGUUCUGUUGUUGAUUCAAACCUUUUGGACUGUUGUCAAGUUCAGAUGGAAACGAUGUUUAACAGCCAUGUUCAUCUGGCCGAUACUGGGAAAAGGCAAAUUGUUCUGCUAACCAGUAAGGCAGAAAAUUUUUAAUAAUUAUUUAUUUGCUAGUAAUAGCAUGUGUGAAAUUUGUACAUUGGCACUAAACCUGUGUCUUUUUGGCUAGAUUAAUGUAGUAAUGCAAUUAUGUAUGUUUUUAUGUAUGAUAUAUUCUGUGUUAAUCUGUUGCCGUUGUCAGAUUGGCUAUAUUUAAUUUGUGAGAAAGCUUACUUCUUUCUCAUCACCUUGCGUCUCAAAUUUGAGAGUAUCAGACAGGUUCAGUUGGGUCUGAAAAGCGCAGGCAUGGGCUGGGUUUGGCUCUCAGUCCAAGCCCGUGGAGAGCUCUACUGUAUGCUACUUGCACAGUAACACAAAGUUAGUGAGGUGGGCUGGUGAAGGUAGCCAAACAGGUGGCAGAGACCAACACAGAGCCAGAAGAAGAGUGCGUAUUGGACGUUUGUCAGAUGAUUCGAUGUCGGACUGAUGUGUAAAGGGCUAGAUAUAGUCCAACCUAGAUCAGACAUCACACAUGUUACAGUCCAGACUGUCAGACAUUUUGGGCUGCAUAUUGACCCUAGUGUACAUGGGCAAAUGACAAAAUUUAUGUCAAACAGAAACAUGUGAAAACAUGAAUAUGCAAAUUAUAAAUUGAGUUAGACAGCUGUUAGUUAAUCUGUUUGUAAUAUCAAAUAUGUAAAAUGAUAAUAUGUUGGGGUGUGGUGUCUCAUCUUGUUUUGGAGUUUGUCUUCCCCCUAGUGGCGAAAUUGAUUAAUGCAGCUUUAAAUUAUGAAGUGAUUUUCAUGUACAUGUAUCACUGGGUGAUUAACUAUUCUGAUGCUUGUUACUGCUUUUAUAAAUGUAGUAUGUCCUCUGUAUUUAAAUAAGCCAACCUAAAUCCACACUUGCACAUGGAGACAGACAGACUUGGAUAGUUAAAGAC